AUGUCUUCCUUCAACAUCAAUCAGCAGAGAGAUAUAUUAUCUACACAAAUACACAAAUGCAAUCAAUGUGUCUUGUCAUUCAACACUUAUCAUCAGCUUCAGAACAAUAAGAGAGGUCAUGAAAGCAACUUAGCAUCAGCAAAUAUCAUUUCACAAUAUAUUGCAGAGGAUGUUGAAAUGCAAAAUAAUAUUAGAAAUGACAUUAUUGACGAUAAUGAAUUAGUUAGCAAUUCAGAUUAUGCUGUGAACGCAAUAGAGAUCAACAAGGCAAUUUCUUACAAGUGCGAUUGUAGUUUCAAGGACAGUGAGGAACCUGGGGCUAAGAUCAGCCACGGAGAAACUGUCAAUGCUUUGCUCAAGUCCAAGACAAGUGUCAAAGGCCAUGAGUAUGAUGUCUGUCCUAAUGAUUGCCAAUUGUAUGAAAUUAAUGACAAUCAGGAAUCUUGUGUUUACUGUGGCAAACCGCGAUACAAGACUGAUACUGAGCAAAGUCAAACACCAGCUGCCAGUAUGAAGCUCAUGUCAGUUGGUGAUAUGUUUUCUCAAAUGCUGGCUGAUCCAGCCACAAGAGAACUCCUUUAUUACAGAGCUAACCGGGAAUCUGUAGCUGGUCAGCUCACCAAUAUUUUCGAUGGUGAAAAUUACAAGCAGCUGGUGCAGAAAGGCUUGUUCUCAAAUCCCAAUGCUGUUGCCAUUGUGCUAUAUACCAAUGGUUUUGUUAACCAAAAAAAGGGCAAGAGUUUGUACACCAUCGUUCAUGCUGUUGUAUUCAAUCUUGACACAUCAAUAAGAUAA
This is a messenger RNA of Phycomyces blakesleeanus NRRL 1555(-), 795 nucleotides long. RefSeq lists its product as hypothetical. NCBI's taxonomy places the organism in Eukaryota, Fungi, Mucoromycota, Mucoromycetes, Mucorales, Phycomycetaceae. The transcript has 3 exons. Bases 1 to 795 code for a protein of 264 amino acids. The record is from RefSeq and is a predicted model, not a curated record.